GGCCUCUUCGCAAUCCAUAUUCCUCAUGCCACCGUAUCUUCAUAUGCCUGGCAAAAGGAUAUCGUCCUAAUAAUGUCUCCAUGUCUGACCAAAAGUCUCGACGCUCUCCACGAGUCAAGCCCUCCGGCUCACAUCGUUGUCCGCAGUGUGACAAGGUUUAUGAGCGUCCUGAUCAUCUGGCUCGACACUUAGAUUCUCUUGACGACGGCAGAUCGCAACGAGCUGAUGUCUUGCAAAGACAUCAGGUCGUCCAUGAAAAGAAUACGGCCGAAGGAAAGACAUUGAAACGCCAGAAGGAACGAGCCAUUCAAGCAUGUGAGCCUUGUGCAACCGCAAAGCUCAGCUGUGAUAAUGAGAGACCAUGCAACCGGUGCAAGAGCAAAGGAACUGAGUGCAUUGCUAAGCGCCCAAGACCUUCCAUGCGAAACAAAGACCGUGCUGUCUACACACCCGUAUCGCCUCAGAGUUGGUAUCAAGAUGAGAGCAUUUAUGUAUGCUCAGGGUCAAUUGCGACUCCAAUAUCCCGUUCAGAUGAAAUCAGUAUGCCACAAGAAACAGCAGGAGCUCAUGGCAUCUACACCCCAAUUCCUCCAACAAAAUCUACAACGCAGCUAGAUCAGCUUUUGCCAAACCACUACCCAAAUCAAACCGAUCUUGCUGGGUAUCAAAAUAUGAACAGCUUUCCUGCAUUCUUCGAACAAAUCAUGCUUCCAGAUCUACCCGGAGUGAACGAAACCCAGGACCCUCAGCAACCUCGAGAUGUAUUUGAUUUCAUGCAGGACGCGGAUUUUACAUUUUCAGACAUUGAUUUGUUUGGAAAUAAUUUUAUUCCUGAUCUUGAUAUGAUUCUUGACCCGCAGGUCCAUAUACAGGAUGAUGGAAGCGGUCCGGAUCUGAUAGUGGAUUCGGUAGGAUCUGCAAGGUUGCGUGUCGAAGCAUUUCAAAGAUCUCUAUGGCUUUGGAUUCCUGAAAAGAACCAGAAUGCAUUUAGUGAAGAAGGUCGAAUACCGCUGAGGGAUACAGACAUGACUACUGCCAUUUCAUCCUCACACCGAACCCCUCUAGAUAAUCUGAAAAUCCAAGGCAAACUUACCAAUCGAGCGAGAGACGAUAUGUUCCAGCUAGUGGUACGAACUGCUGGAUCGCGACUUCUCGUGUCCGCUUUUCCUGCUGCAGAACAUCUAGAUACAUUGAUCAAGAUUGGGAUUGCAAAGAAGACAGAAACGGAUUCCUGGAUUCACCCAUAUACCUUAUACAAUCAAGACUUAAGGCCAGAGCUUUUGACUGCCAUGGUCGCUGCUGGGUGCGUAUGUUGUCGGACGCCGUCCAUCAAUAAGACCGGUAUAAUUCUCCAGGAAAUUGUCCGAGUCAGCUUGGCACAACUGGUGGAAUACGAUAAUAGCGUGCUGCGGGAUCUCCAAUACCUCCAGGCGUCAAUGAUGUGGCUUGAUAUUGGCGUUUUCUGCGGCUACAAGCGGAAAAUGCAAAUCGCCGAGAGCUAUCUACAACCGCUUUGUACAGCCCUCCGGCGUGCUGGCACGUUUGACUGCUCAGCAUAUUCUGCAAUCACGCCUUUUUCUUGUCUCGAUAAUGAAGAAUCGCUAGAAGAUAUCUGGCAUACAUGGGUCAAGCAGGAGUCCCUAAAGCGUUUGGUUUACCACUUGUUCGAGCAUGAUAUCCAGGUGGCCACGGCAAUGAACCGACCGGCAAUUACCUGCUAUGCAGAACUAACCCUUCCAUUUCCGGCUCAUCGAGAUCUUUGGCUAGCACCCACAGCCACAGCUUGGAAGAAUGUCUAUAUUGAAAUGUAUGGCCGUCACAUAAGAACAUCUGAGUUGAGUUUGCGGGAUGUUCUUGCAGAUCCGAGUCUCCUCAACCAUCCUCCUUCUGAUUUUGAUGCGGGAAUUGCCACAUUAGCCCUUUUACAUGGCCUAGCAAGCCAGGUAUGGGAAUUCCGACAACAAGUUUUGCUGUCGCGUUGUUGUCUCUCUGGAUCUCGUGCUAUGAAUCGCUUGUGGCUGCAGAGCCGACAAGAUGAUAUAUACUCCAUUCUCCAGGGCUUUCAAGGCGAUUUAUUCAGCGCAUCAGCGGUUGCCACACUGCUGAAGGAGUUCACCAUGAUGUAUUUACACAUUGAUGUAGACGCUAUACAACGAUUCGCCGGUAAGCUUGGGGAGCUGGAUGCGAAACGAGCAUAUCCUGGGCUACGUGAUUGGAGCCAAACGAAGGAAGCCCGCAUAGCUAUCUGGCAUGCCGGUCAGGUCUUUCGCACUGCACGACUUGUGCCCCCUUAUCAAUUGCGCGGAUUUGAUUGUCUAGCAAUCUAUCAUGCAGCGUUGACUCUGUGGGUUUACGGGCUCUUGCAAUGCGGCGAAAAUAGACAUGUGGAAGUGAAUACUCCUGUUACUGUUGUUGAUGGUGCAAUCUUUGUUUGCAUUGAUGGUCCUGAGUGCCAACUCACGAAGGCUUUUGUCGCCCGCAACAUUGGCCAACCAGGGUUGACAUUCGAUACUAUUCCUGGAGGUCAUGACUCCGCCAGCCAUCAAGGCUUUUGUGAGCUUUCUAAGCCUCGAUCGAUCAUGGUAAUUGCCCGCCAGAUAUUUGAGAGCAAUUAUCCUGGCGCGUCGCCGGCUAAUAACUUGCCACCACUCGUCAGUAACCUGCGCGAUUUGAUGCAAGACUUAGGGGAUUUGCCAUAG
Aspergillus wentii DTO 134E9 is the source of this 2699-nucleotide messenger RNA. RefSeq lists its product as uncharacterized. Gene Ontology annotation, molecular function: zinc ion binding; DNA binding; DNA-binding transcription factor activity, RNA polymerase II-specific. The record is from RefSeq and is a predicted model, not a curated record. Bases 81 to 2699 code for a protein of 872 amino acids. Gene Ontology annotation, biological process: regulation of DNA-templated transcription; DNA-templated transcription. NCBI's taxonomy places the organism in Eukaryota, Fungi, Ascomycota, Eurotiomycetes, Eurotiales, Aspergillaceae. The transcript has 9 exons.